This is a messenger RNA of Ilex paraguariensis (yerba mate), 547 nucleotides long. NCBI's taxonomy places the organism in Eukaryota, Viridiplantae, Streptophyta, Magnoliopsida, Aquifoliales, Aquifoliaceae. The record is from the annotation of a GenBank genome assembly.
ACACACACACACACACACACAAUUCCUCUCUAUGCCUCGUCAAAUGGUACCUCUACAUUCCUCUUUGCUGCAAUUUUAUUCCUGCUAAGGCCCUAGAAAGAAUUCUGUGAUCAUCAUUGCUGAUCUUCCACAGUUACAUUGUGUACAGUUCGUACAAUUCACAGACAGACAGACAGACACACAAGUCGGAUACAUGAUCAUCGACACGGCGCUGGAAUUUCUGGUUCCGUCAUGGUGGGAGGUCCAAGUCACAAUCGCCGCCUCACUCUUCGUCAUCGCCGCCUACUGGUUCUUCACAUACGACGUCGUAGUUGACCGGCCCGUGAAUGAUCAUUCGGAGGAUCCCGUGACCGGGGAUAUAAUUGAUAAGUACAAGAUAGGCCAACUGAAAGGAGACUCUCAGACCAAUUCUGCAUUUAUAAUCAAGGUGGAACUGUUGGCAGCUAAGAAUCUUAUUGGUGCUAAUCUUAAUGGCACGUCAGAUCCUUAUGCGAUCAUCACUUGCGGUGCAGAAAAGCGUUUCAGGUGAAUGAGUAUUUUGAUUCCG